UGACUUUCAAAACGUAUUUUCCUGUAGCAGCGACCGUAACUCUUGCUUUGUCCUAGAUUAGUAGUAGUAGCUAUCUUGGAAUGACCUUGAUUGCUCCAGUAGCCGCAACGGCUCGAUCCCUCUCCAACUUAGUGAAAUUGAUGACAAGCAAGCCACCCACGGAACUGCAGAUAGCUGGGAGAUGCCUUGUACAUAAUACCGGUACCUGGUACCAGCUCUUGAUCUGCGUUGUGGUCCUGGAAAAACCAUGGCUGACUGCAAUUGCUUGAUGUAACUAUCUGCGGUACCGGUAGCUGGGAGAUGUCUUGCAUGCACACCUACUCCGGUACCGUACUGCCGGCACCUUAGGGUGGAACCACUUGCUCGAAUGAAAGGAGAGGCCACCUAGCCAUCGCCAGAUAAUAUUUCUUCUCUCUCAAGUUGCCGCCAAGAUCUCCUGUGGUAUAGCGACGAAACUCUUUCGUCCUCCGAUAUCGAGGCUGGAAGACCAAGAUGUAGAGUCGUCACUGCUCUACCGGCUUUACAAUUGGAUCCUUGGUGUCAACUGACGUCAGUGUCGCGAUCUUUUCAAAAGGAGAGCCCAUGGCAUUGCUGUUGCCCGCGAGGAACGGCAUUUUUUAGUAUUCGUGCCGUUGAUAUCCACUGUACAUUGUGCAGUGAUAGAACCGUCUACCUAAUUGAAGCUACCGUAUCUAUUGAGUAGAGUUACACCCCAUCAUCCUUUAUUGAUCGUUCCAAAAGAAGCGAAAAACUUUGCAAGUUUGCAAGCUAAGAUGGUACCCUUGUUGGGCUUGUUCCGGCUUUCAGUCGUCGGUCUGAUGGCAGUGCUCAUGAUGAUGAUGGGCUCGUUCCAUCAUAUUCAUCCUGUGGCUGCCUUUGUGAUUCCCCACUCGACGCUUAAUACACGUCACCAGCUUGGUGGUCCACUCAAUCAACUAGAUCCCUUCCAACAACAGCAGCAGAAGACAAAGAGAAAGAUGGAACUUUUGUUUCCCUUGUAUUCCAGCAAUCCAAAUUCUACCGACACCACCUCCACCUCCACUUCUGAUAGUCCUCCUGCUUCACAGCUGGAGUCCAUUAUUAUGAAUGCCAAAUCCCUCAAUCCCAUUCGAAAAUUGACUUCUUCCAAAACGAAGGACAGCAGCAGUGAUGAAGAAACACCAUCCGAUUGGAAGACUUCUCUCGCGACAUUCAGUCAAGCCAGUAUUGCCGGAUUGUCCGUCGCAUUGGCCAUGGUCCCGGAAGCGGUGGCAUUUUCCUUUGUGGCAGGUGUCAAUCCAUUGGUGGGAUUGUGGACCACCGUCGCCCUUGGGUUUACCGCAGCCGCAUUGGGAGGACGGGCCGGUAUUUGUUCCUCCGCCAGUGGCGCGUGUGCCGUCGUUGUGGCUGGAUUAUGUGCACGGCAUGGACCCGCGUAUUUGAGUGUGUGUGCCAUAAUGGCGGGUCUCUUGCAAAUUACGGGAGGAUUGCUGGGGUUGGGCAAAUUCAUUCGAUUGGUGCCACACAGUGUCAUGUUGGGAUUUGUCAAUGGUCUGGCACUGGUCAUGACCAAGGCGCAGUUGGUGCAUUUUCAGGGUAUGAAUCCCUUUCAGAGUGCGGCCGGACAAGCCAUGUAUGGGAUUACGGCGUUGACCAUGAUACUCGUGAAACUAUUGCCACGCGUACUACCGUUUGUGCCACCCACAUUGGGAGCUGUGGCCAUUUCUACGUUGGUGGCCAAACUGGCCAAGUUACCCGUCAAGACAUUGGCCGAUGUAGCCGGUGCUAGUACAUUCAAGGGUGGAUGGUCCGUUGUGCCACAAUUUGCCUGGUGGCCGCCCAAAGGUGUCCCAUUCAGUUUGGAAACGCUCAAAAUUGUCUUUCCGGUAGCCGCCACCAUGGCUGCCGUGGGAUGCAUUGAAAGUUUACUCACGAUGCAACUACUCGAUGGUAUGGUCGAUGAUGGCAAGCGGGGGAGUACACGCAAGGAAUGUGUCGGUCAGGGUGCCGGAAAUGUCAUGGCCGGACUUUUUGGAGGCAUCGGUGGAUGUGCCCUACUGGGACAAUCCAUUAUCAAUGUCCAAUCCGGUGGUGGUGUCAGUCGGUGGAGUGGCAUGAGCAUGGCACUGUUUUUGGGGAUUGGGAUUGUGGCAGCCGCUCCCUUGUUGGGGGCUGUUCCCGUGGCAUCCCUCGUCGGUGUCAUGUUGCUCGUGUGUCAAUCCACGUUUUCCUGGUCGUCGCUCCGAUUGCUGCGCAAAAUCCCAGUGUUGGAUGUGGCUGUCAUUGCCUUGGUCAGUGUCGUUACGGUACAACGGGAUUUGGCACAAGCCGUCUUGGCAGGGACCAUUGCUUCGGCAUUGGGAUUUGCAUGGAAACAAUCGACACGGCUCACGGCCACGUCGGAAACCAACAAGGCGGGCGAAGAAAAAUACUAUCGGUUACAGGGACCCCUCUUUUUCGGAUCGACGCAACAAUUCCAAUCGCUGUUUGAUUGCCAGAAUGAUCCAAAACGUAUCAUUCUCGAUUUUGCCGAUAGUCGGGUCAUGGAUCAUUCGGCGCUCGAGGCAAUUCACAGUUUGGCCGAUGCCUAUGGAAGUGUUGACAAGACUGUCACGUUACGACGAUUGUCCCCCGAUUGUGCCAAACUAUUGGCACGCAUGUAUCGAUCGGGGAAACUGCCGCCCUAUGAAAUUGUGGAAUCGGAUCCCAAUACAGACCCCGAAUACGGUUUGGCAGUCAACUACAAUCAGUAA
Molecule: messenger RNA, 2732 nt
Organism: Seminavis robusta
Lineage: Eukaryota; Bacillariophyta; Bacillariophyceae; Naviculales; Naviculaceae
Source: the annotation of a GenBank genome assembly